AUGGGCAAGUUCUACGGGUCCAUUUCAGACGACCUACGUGACUGGGCCCUACGCCAAAGCGUUUUCUUUGUGGCUUCUGCUCCUCUUCGUGGCCGACAUAUCAACCUUUCUCCAAAGGGUUUACCCGAUUCUUGCCUUGCGGUCCUCGAUCCAAACCAGGUAGCGUAUAUCGAUUCAACCGGGUCUGGCUGCGAAACCAUCUCCCACGUGCGCGAAAAUGGUCGCAUUACCUUGAUGUUCUGCUCGUUUGAUGCGUCUCCUCGUAUCCUGCGGCUGUUCUGUACUGGUACUGUUAUCGAGUGGGACCAGCCCGAGUUUGGUCGAUGUCUACAGCGCAUGGGGAAGCCUCCCAUUGUGGGAGCGCGCGCUAUCAUCCAACUUGACGUUUUCAAGGUUCAGACCUCCUGCGGUUAUGGUGUCCCACUAUUGACCCUAACUAACGAUCCCGAAACCGACAAAUCCAGCCCGUAUCUUCAAGACCGCCAGACACUAGGCCACUUUGCUACCAAAAAGGUUAGUGCCGGGCAGAUGCAAAAAUACCAACAAGAAUGGAAUUCCCGCAGCCUAGACGGGCUCCCAGGUCUUCGAUCUGCGCUGAAAGAUAGCGGCCAUUAUACUUGGCAGUUGGAGUUAGAAAAUUGGUUCAGUCAACACUGGAACGAGGUUCAGAUAUUGAAGUCGUUGGCUUUAGUGUUCUUUGUGUUCGUGGGGUUUAUGGCAAUAAGGUGGGGCAAGUUGUAA
Molecule: messenger RNA, 741 nt
Organism: Penicillium egyptiacum
Lineage: Eukaryota; Fungi; Ascomycota; Eurotiomycetes; Eurotiales; Aspergillaceae
Source: the annotation of a GenBank genome assembly